AUGACCCUAAACCUCCAAACCAAGAAGCCAAAACCAGUGAAUUGUUUGGUUGUACGAUCCAUCUGUGUGAUCCUGAUCAGGAAGGUUGAUACUGAUAACUGGACUCCAUCUAGUUCUUUUGGUCUCAAGAUUCUAGGGCCUGUGAUUGCACUUCUACCUGGAGUUCUGCCUCUCCAAGUCAUCCUGUCAGACUCCAACUACAAUGACACUUUCUUCUCCUUAACAGGCCUUCCAGGCCUUGAGGCUGUGUACACCUGGCUCUCUAUUCCCCUGUGUGCCAUGUAUGUGGCUUCCCUGGUGGGGAACAGCCUGAUCCUCUGGGUGGUAUGGUCAGAGCCCACCCUUCACCAGCCCAUGUACUACUUUCUGUCCAUGCUGGCACUGACUGACCUGGGCCUCUCUGCCUCCACGCUGCCCACUGUGCUCACCAUCUACAUGCUGGGUGCCACUGUGGACGUGUGCCUGGUGCAGCUCUUCUUCAUCCACACAUUCUCCAUCAUGGAAUCCUCUGUGCUGCUGACCAUGGCCUUUGACCGUUUUGUGGCCAUCAGAAGCCCUCUUCACUAUGGCACCAUCCUCACAAACACCCGGGUUGCCAUCUUGGGCUUGGCCGUUGUGGUACGCAGUAUCGGUCUCCAUAUUCCGGCCCCCAUCAUGCUGAAGAUGCUGCCUUACUGCCGAAAUCACCUGCUUUCCCAUUCCUACUGCCUGCACCCUGACGUCAUGAAGCUGGCCUGUGCUGACACCCACAUCAACAGCGCCUAUGGGCUCUUUGUGGUGUUCUCCACGCUGGGGGUGGACUCAGUGCUCAUUGUCCUCUCCUACGGGCUGAUCUUCCAAACAGUGCUGUCCAUCGCCUCAAAGACUGAGCGCCUCAAAGCCCUCAACACAUGCGUCUCCCACAUCUGUGCUGUGCUACUCUUCUACACACCUAUGAUUGGCCUGUCCAUGAUCCACCGAUUUGGGAAGCGGGCUUCCCCAUCCUGCCGUGUGCUGCUCUCCUAUCUUCAUUUUCUCACACCGCCGGUACUCAAUCCGGUUGUUUACACUAUCAAGACCAAGGAAGUUCGAGUGAGGAUGCUGCGCCUCUUCAGGUUUAGUCGGGGUGGCAUCAGAGACAUCCAGGCUCAUUAAAUCUUUGCUGUAGAAAGAAAACACUGGAGAGGUUCUAGUAUAGUUGUUGCUCUGAGCAUAGAAUGAGUCACAUAGAAAGGAGUAGAAAGUAAAGGAGACAUCAUCUUCUACAUGAAGUCCUCUCACUUAUGGGAAGAAGUAAUCCACCUUCUCAUUUACUUAGUCUUCCAUUAAAAAAGUAUGAUAUUAAUUAAAAACCUAUUAUGUUCAAUACACUAGUUUCCAUUAUAGACUCCAAAAAUAUAUGAUACAGCUUUUGUUU
This is a messenger RNA of Loxodonta africana (African savanna elephant), 1396 nucleotides long. Its product is annotated as olfactory receptor 51G2-like. The record is from RefSeq and is a predicted model, not a curated record. Gene Ontology annotation, molecular function: G protein-coupled receptor activity; olfactory receptor activity. NCBI's taxonomy places the organism in Eukaryota, Metazoa, Chordata, Mammalia, Proboscidea, Elephantidae. Gene Ontology annotation, cellular component: plasma membrane. Gene Ontology annotation, biological process: G protein-coupled receptor signaling pathway.